AGACCUGCAACCAUCCUGGUCAGAAUCACGCAUCACCUCAGCUGUGUUAUGCCGUUUUUUACCUGAGCUAUUUCGUGCAACAACUCUUCCCCAAUUAUCAAUGAAAAGCAAAAUGGACAACCGAAAACUGAGGUCGGAUUAGGUUUCCGUCGGCCUGCAAAGGGUCGGUUACUGUAGCUUUUUCUUUAGAGAAGGUGAUCAGGGACCGGCAGAUCGAAGGGAGAGAGAGGGGGAUUUUGGAGAGGGGAUUGAGGAGAGAGCAGAGAAGAAAUUGAAAGAACCUAGUGGUGCCAUAGCCGUAGAAGGAUCUAAGGAGAAUGAGAGUCUUCUCUGGGUAAUCGAACCAAACGGCACUAAAGAAAGGAGAAAUCAGAGCAGGAGAUCCGAUCGGAGGAGUUGCAUAAGAUCGCGGAGGCUGUUGAUAAUUGCAUUAUAAAUCAACAAAAGCUUCAAUUACUUCUCCUCCGCUGUCUCCAGCGAGAACCAAAUUGCCUGCUUAACUCUUUUUUUAAGGCAAGGCUUGUGAGUAUUGGUUGCUGAAGAACUGACUUGGGUAUAGAGAUUGGUUUGGUUGCUCUGCUCUUGUUCUACUUUGUUCCUUUUUGUUUAGAAUUUUCUGUUCAGGAUUUGUGUGACUGUAACUUUGUUCUGAUGCCAUGAUUUACCAUGACUAGUUGGAGAAAAUGCUUUUGACAUUUCUCUGUCUCAUUCUAGAAAAUGCGCAGGAUUUUGAUCUACUUAAUGAUAUGCUUGUUCAUGGUUUCUUUGCUGCAAGGCUUGUUCUCUUUGCCAAGAGUAUGGGUUGCACAAGAACUGUAACGUUGGAAUAGGGAUUGAUUUGUUUGCUCUACUCUUGUUCUUCUUUAUUCCUUUUUCUCUAGAAAGUUUCUUUUUAAGGUUACUGUGACCAUAAGUUUGAUAUGCUGCUGUGGUUUACUGUGACUAUAACUUUGAUAUGUUUUCUGCAGUAUGUUUUUAAGCUGUUGGGCUAAAAUGCACUACAACUCAAAAUGUCCUCUAAGGGGUAAAUGUCGCUUCAUUUGCUUUUCAAAGUGUUUCUUCAAAACUCCUUAUUAAUUUUGUUGAUAUUGUUGUUAUAAGCUGAUAAGUAUUUGUUUUAUACCAUCAUCAAUAUUCUUAGUUCUGUAGUUUUGGACAAAUUAUCGUUUUUGGUCCAAAGUGCUAUUGUAACCUUCAGCUAGACUUCUCAAGAUGGCUAAGAGUAAAAGGAAGAUUUCUGGAGAUUUCUUUCUAUGAUUACCAUAUUAGGAAUUAGUGAACAGAAUGUAGAAAAAAAAUAAUUUAAUGUUUAGGAUCAGUGAUUUGUCUUAUAGUUUUGACUAGAUGAAUGUAUACAAGCUAUAGAACUUUCGGCAGCUACAGGUGUAAAAUGUAGUAUUAGGAGAUGGAGAUCAAAGGAAACCAGGGAGAUCCUGGAUUAUAUUACCAGCGGUAUUGCUUCACUUUUUAUUGGGGCUGGUUUAUGGCUGCUGAAAGAUCUUGUCAUCUGGUCAAUUGCUCAUUCUUUCCAAAGUGAAAACUUCUUUGACAGGAUUCUGAAAGCAAUGUUUCAUCAAUCUGUAAUUAAGAAUCUCAUAGACUCUUCUCCAUGGUUUAUGAAACCUUAUAAGAAACACAUGAGAGGAUA
Molecule: messenger RNA, 1648 nt
Organism: Rubroshorea leprosula
Lineage: Eukaryota; Viridiplantae; Streptophyta; Magnoliopsida; Malvales; Dipterocarpaceae
Source: the annotation of a GenBank genome assembly